Paramecium sonneborni is the source of this 367-nucleotide messenger RNA. NCBI's taxonomy places the organism in Eukaryota, Ciliophora, Oligohymenophorea, Peniculida, Parameciidae. The record is from the annotation of a GenBank genome assembly.
AUGGAAAAACCUCAAAUUAUCAUAUCUACAAUAAAAAGAGGAGAUGAGAUUACUUAUCCUAAAAAGGGAAAUCAUUUACGCAUUCAUUUUGAAGUUUUCGUACAAAAUAAAUGGUUUUAAUAGAGAGAGACCUAAUGGAGAGAAGAUUGAAACAACAAAAGAUGGUGAUCGUCCAUUUGAAUUUUAAAUAGGAGUUGAUGAUGUUAUACCUGGCUUAUAAUAAAUACUUUAUAAAAUGACAAUAGGUGAAAAAGUAAAAGCAGAAAUCCCUCCUUAAUUUGCAUAUUAGAGAGAAGGUUUAGCUGGGAUAAUUCCAAGUAAUGAAAAAUUAAUCAUGGAAAUUGAAUUAAUAUCAAUAACAUUUUGA